Podospora bellae-mahoneyi is the source of this 1515-nucleotide messenger RNA. RefSeq lists its product as uncharacterized. The record is from RefSeq and is a predicted model, not a curated record. The transcript has 4 exons. NCBI's taxonomy places the organism in Eukaryota, Fungi, Ascomycota, Sordariomycetes, Sordariales, Podosporaceae. The coding region runs from base 1 to 1017 and encodes 338 amino acids.
AUGGCCGCCUUUGAGCGAGACGAGGCCAAAUGUCUAUACUAUGCAGCAUUUGCCUCGCACCUGCACCGGCAGGCCUUUGAUUUUAUCUACUGGUUUCUCUUCAUCCUUGUUGUCUCCAUGCUCUUUUUGUCGUCAUGGAAAUACAGCGGUGAUAUGGAAAAGGUCUCAGACCUGGAGCCGGGAUGUCCAGAAUACAAGAAGAAGAUGAAACGGUGCUUCUAUGUCUGCGCGCUCUAUUCUAGUAUCUCGGUUGUUGCCGUUGUGAUGGAGGUAUAUGCCCUGUUGGCCUUGCAAUUUUGCGAUGGAGAGGACCUCAUGUCGCUAUAUUGGUCAACAUGGACCAUGUUGCAAGUUGGGUCACUGAUUGCCAUCUUUGGUAUCCUCCUUGCGGUCUACAACAGCGUUCGCGCUAGGAAGAACCCCCCUUGGGCGUUGGCAUUGGGUACUCCUGUACUUGUCGUUGCCGGCAUCGGUCACGCGCUUCACAGCUCGGUACGCAGGCGGGCUGAAAGGAUGCGGUCUAGGAGCCGGAGCAGGGCUCGCCAUCGUGCCGUGUCAAACUGCAGCUCCAGUCGCAUGGAACUGAAUGGUGUGCCAAUCAGCAGAGAACAAACACUCUUUGGCGAGGAGAGCGAGAAGGAAGACGGCGAAAUCCCAGGAAAGCUCGUCGGAUACACCCCGGACGGAUCCCCGAUUAUCAGAUUCACGGAAGACCCGGGGAGGAUCGGGGCAGAUCGGGGCGAGGUCAUCUGCAGAGGCGAGGGCGGCCACGUCAUUGUCGCUUUCCGGAAGGGGAUGACGACGAUCAUCAACGGCGCAAUCUCGAGUCCGCCGCCGGCUGCCCUGCUACCCGUACCCAUGACCAGUCCCGGGCCGAGUUAUUCUUCUGCCGGUCUUACAGUACAGCCCCGAUCGCCGGUCGUCAAGAUAGAAUUGCCAACCACUGGGAGGACGACGCCGACGCCAGAGCCUCGUGCGACACCACCGACGGUGCUGCCGAGGGAUUCCCCUGUAUGACAUUGCACAAGUUUUACUUUAUUGGCUUGGGAUCACAGGGAAAAGUGAUUGGCUUUUCUUUCUUUUGGACAACGCGCCGGUGCGCUGGUUAGGAGGAUAAAAUUGGAAACGGAUUGGGCUUGGAAUUUUUUAGCGUUGUGGUUGGGUUUGCGGGAGAUUGAGAGAGUCAGUUUUUUCUUUCCUUCAUGGAUGGCCUAGGAAACAAAUGGGAAUCGGCUAUCGGGUACACAAGCGCGCGGAACAUUGCAUCUUUUUUGUUAUCAUCGUUUUGGAAAGAGCGAGUUUGGUUGUAUGUGUGUUUUACAUUUCAUCAUUUGGGAGAUUUGGAAAUUCCUCGCAUAGUUUUUUGUCUCUGAUACAUGUGUCUUUUUAUCUCUGUCUCUCACUUUGGAUUGGGAAGGUGAAACUGGUAGGGUAUCCGGUUGGGAGUUGAAAGUUUGAGUCACACAUGACUGCGUUAUCUACAUUUUGUCUUACUACUGUGGUCUGUGUCUUUUU